GCGAGAGGUUUCAGAAAGGUAAAAAGGGGCGCCAGUCGACCACGGACCCCUCUUCUUCGCUUUGCAUUGCAAGAAAGGAAAUCGAAAUAGCUACGAAGGGAGGCGGAUGGUCAGAGGAGAAAGAGGUUCCCACAGUAAAAGAAGGUCUGGAUGAUGUCCCCAAAGGUGCCUGGCUUAUAUUCCAGAAGAUGGCCUGGGGGUGUUCCAGAAAGGAGUGUCUCUCAGGUUCUGAGUCGGAAAGGGAGCCAGGUUAUGGAGGAGACAGUGUGUCAUCUGUAAUUUCAUUUGGAAAUACGAAGAGACCAUUUAAAUGUGGUGAAUGUGGAAUGUGCUUCAGUCCAUGUGCACAGUUAAUAAACUCACAUCAAUAAACUCACAGAGUGGGGAAACCGUUUAAAGGUAUGGAGUGUGGAAAGAACUUCAGACAAACUUCAUCUCUUACUUCACAUCAUCUAACUCACAUGAGUGAGAAACCCUACAAAUGUAUGCAGUGUGGAUGGAAAUUCAGUAUGAGUAGACAACUUCUUGUACAUGAAAGGAUUCACGCAACAGAAAAACCAUUUAAAUGAGUGUGGGAAGAGCUUCUGUCAUCGCAUAACGCUAAGCAAACAUCAACGGACUCACACAGGGGUCAAAUAUUUAAAGGUAUGGAGUGUGGAAAGAGCUUCAACACUAGUGGAGUGCUUAGAAACCAUCAAUGGACUCACACAGGGGAGAAACCAUUUAAAUGUAUGGACUGUGGAAAGAGCUUCAACACUAGUAAAGUGCUUAGAAAACAUCAAUGGACUCACACAGGGAAGAAACCAUAUGAAUGUAUGGAAUGUGGAAAGAGCUUUCCUUCAGGUGAUCAUCUGAAUUUACAUCAUAGAACUCACACAGGGGAGAAACCAUUUAAAUGUAUGGACUGCGGAAAGAGCUUCACGCAUAAUGGAAACCUUAGAAGUCAUCUACGGAGUCACACAGGGGAGAAACCAUUUAAAUGUAUGGAGUGUGGAAAAAGCUUCAGUCAGAGUUCAUCACUUAAUAGACAUCAUCAAACUCACAUGGAUAAAAAAACCUACAAAUGUAUGCAGUGUGGGUUGAUAUUCAGUAUGAGUAUACAACUUACGGUACAUCGAAGUAGUCACACAGCAGAAAAACAAUUUACAUGUGUAGAGUGUGGAAAGAGCUUCACCUAUAAGGCAAACCUUAGCAACCAUCAACGGACUCACACAGGGGAGAAACCAUUUAAAUGUAUGGGCUGCGGAAAGAGCUUCACACAUAAUGGAAACCUUAGAAAACAUCUACAGACUCACACAGUGGAGAAACUAUUUAAAUGUAUGGAGUGUGGAAAGAGCUUCAACACUAGUGGAGUGCUUAGAAACCAUCAAUGGACUCACACAGGGGAGAAACCAUUUAAAUGUAUGGACUGUGGAAAGAGCUUCAACAAUAAUGGAAACCUUAGAAAACAUCUACGGAGUCACACAGGGGAGAAACCAUUUAAAUGUAUGGAGUGUGGAAAAAGCUUCAGUCAGAGUUCAUCACUUAAUAGACAUCAUCAAACUCACAUGGGUAAAAAACCCUACGAAUGUAUGCAGUGUGGGUUGAUAUUCAGUAUGAGUAUACAACUUACGGUACAUCGAAGUAGUCACACAGCAGAAAAACAAUUUACAUGUGUAGAGUGUGGAAAGAGCUUCACCUAUAAGGCAAACCUUAGCAACCAUCAACGGACUCACACAGGGGAGAAACCAUUUAAAUGUAUGGGCUGCGGAAAGAGCUUCACACAUAAUGGAAACCUUAGAAAACAUCUACGGACUCACACAGGGGAGAAACUAUUUAAAUGUAUGGAGUGUGGAAAGAGCUUCAACACUAGUGGAGUGCUUAGAAACCAUCAAUGGACUCACACAGGGGAGAAACCAUUUAAAUGUAUGGACUGUGGAAAGAGCUUCAACACUAGUAAAGUGCUUAGAAAACAUCAAUGGACUCACACAGGGAAGAAACCAUAUGAAUGUAUGGAAUGUGGAAAGAGCUUUCCUUCAGGUGAUCAUCUGAAUUUACAUCAUAGAACUCACACAGGGGAGAAACCAUUUAAAUGUAUGGACUGCGGAAAGAGCUUCACGCAUAAUGGAAACCUUAGAAGUCAUCUACGGAGUCACACAGGGGAGAAACCAUUUAAAUGUAUGGAGUGUGGAAAAAGCUUCAGUCAGAGUUCAUCACUUAAUAGACAUCAUCAAACUCACAUGGAUAAAAAAACCUACAAAUGUAUGCAGUGUGGGUUGAUAUUCAGUAUGAGUAUACAACUUACGGUACAUCGAAGUAGUCACACAGCAGAAAAACAAUUUACAUGUGUAGAGUGUGGAAAGAGCUUCACCUAUAAGGCAAACCUUAGCAACCAUCAACGGACUCACACAGGGGAGAAACCAUUUAAAUGUAUGGGCUGCGGAAAGAGCUUCACACAUAAUGGAAACCUUAGAAAACAUCUACAGACUCACACAGUGGAGAAACUAUUUAAAUGUAUGGAGUGUGGAAAGAGCUUUCGUUCAGAUGAACAUCUGACUUUACAUCGUAGAACUCACACAGGGGAGAAACCAUUUAAAUGUAUGGACUGCGGAAAGAGCUUCACACAUAAUGGAAACCUUAGAAAUCAUCUACGGACUCACACAGGGGAGAACCCAUUUAAAUGUAUGGACUGCGGAAAGAGCUUCACACAUAAUGGAAACCUUAGAAAACAUCUACGGAGUCACACAGGGGAGAAACUAUUUAAAUGUAUGGACUGCGGAAAGAGCUUCACAAAUAAUGGAAACCUUAGAAAACAUCUACGGACUCACACAGGGGAGAAACCAUAUGAAUGUAUGGAAUGUGGAAAGAGCUUUCGUUCAGGUAGUCAUCUGACUUUACAUCGUAGAACUCACACAGGGGAGAAACCAUUUAAAUGUAUGGACUGCGGAAAGAGCUUCGCACAUAGUGGAAACCUUAGAAAACAUCUACGGACUCACACAGGGGAGAAACCAUAUGAAUGUAUGGAAUGUGGAAAGAGCUUUCGUUCAGGUGAUCAUCUGACUUUACAUCGUAGAACUCACACAGGGGAGAAACCAUUUAAAUGUAUGGACUGCGGAAAGAGCUUCACACAUAAUGGACACCUUAGAAAACAUCUACAGACUCACACAGGGGAGAAACCAUAUGAAUGUAUGGAAUGUGGAAAGAGAUUUCGUUCAGGUGAUCAUCUGACUUUACAUCGUAGAACUCACACAGGGGAGAAACCAUUUAAAUGUAUGGACUGCGGAAAGAGCUUCACACAUAAUGGAAACCUUAGAAAACAUCUACGGAGUCACACAGGGGAGAAACCAUUUAAAUGUAUGGAGUGUGGAAAAAGCUUCAGACAGAGUUCAUCACUUAAUAGACAUCAUCAAACUCACACGGGUGAGAGACCUUACACCUGUAACAUCGAAGAGGAAUAA
Messenger RNA from Podarcis raffonei (Aeolian wall lizard), 3437 nucleotides. Its product is annotated as zinc finger protein 850-like. Gene Ontology annotation, biological process: negative regulation of transcription by RNA polymerase II. Gene Ontology annotation, molecular function: DNA-binding transcription repressor activity, RNA polymerase II-specific. The coding region runs from base 648 to 3437 and encodes 929 amino acids. The transcript is spliced from 7 exons. The record is from RefSeq and is a predicted model, not a curated record. Lineage: Eukaryota; Metazoa; Chordata; Lepidosauria; Squamata; Lacertidae.